Molecule: messenger RNA, 1386 nt
Organism: Chaetomium globosum CBS 148.51
Lineage: Eukaryota; Fungi; Ascomycota; Sordariomycetes; Sordariales; Chaetomiaceae
Exons: 3
Coding region: 1-1386 (461 amino acids)
Cellular component (GO): nucleus
Molecular function (GO): cis-regulatory region sequence-specific DNA binding; protein binding
Source: RefSeq, a predicted model, not a curated record
AUGCUACCCUCGCGUCAGCGGCAAAGUCGGAGCUGCGCCUUCGAAGAGGAGGGCGAUGGGAGUCAGCCAUUGAGUCACCCGGUUACAGUCAUUCCCAACAACAGUCAAGAUGAGCCCAGCCUCGGUUCUUCCGUGCCAGCACACCCCUUCGGUGUCAAACCGCUAGGCAACAAGUACUUUUCGAGCGGCGGCGAGGACGCUCGGAGGUCCCUAGGCGUGCUGCAAAUUCUGCCAGACGAAAUGCUCAUGCAGCUGCUGGAAUACUUAGAUGCGCAUACUUUGAGGCUGCUCGGCUAUACAUGCAAUAGACUCCGCCGCAACACCGAGUACGAAGCAGAGGUGGGUAGAGUGUCAGGUCAUAUCUCCCUGAACCAAUACACGAAGAACAUUCCGGCCGCGAACGAGAUUGAUCGCUUCGAGAAUCUCUCCUACGAGGAAUUCGCGGGGAAGUGGAGCAAGAAGCCGUUCAUUCUCACCAAAUGCAUCCAGGCUUGGUCAGUCACCGAGUCAUGGACACUGGAGAGCCUCCUCUCCCAGUACUCGGAUGUCGUGUUCCGAGCGGAAGCGGUGGAUUGGUCGUUCAAAACCUACCAUCAGUACAUGCGCAACAGCCAGGAUGAGAGCCCCCUCUACCUGUUCGAUCGGAAGUUUGCCGAGAAGAUGUCGUUGAAAGUUGGCAAGGAGGAAGGUGCGGCAUACCAGAGGCCGGACUGCUUCGGGCCUGACUAUUUCGAACUCCUCGGGGCCGAGCGGCCAGCCCACCGGUGGCUCAUUAUCGGACCCGCGCGCAGCGGAUCUACCUUCCACAAAGACCCCAAUGCGACGAGCGCCUGGAAUGCCGUCAUCCAGGGCGCCAAAUACUGGAUCAUGUUUCCGCCGUCGGCAUCCGUACCCGGCGUGUUUGUUUCCAAAGACAGUAGCGAGGUCACGAGUCCGCUGAGCAUUGCCGAGUGGUUGCUGGAGUUCCAUUCGGAAGCCCGCAAGUUGCCCGAGUGCAGAGAAGGCAUCUGCCAGGCGGGCGAGAUUCUUCAUGUCCCGAGCGGCUGGUGGCAUCUCGUGGUGAACCUCGAGGACGGAAUUGCUCUCACACAAAAUUUUGUGCCUGAGACUCACCUUGGUGGUGUCAUGUCCUUCCUGAAGGAUAAGGCAGACCAAGUGUCUGGGUUUGAAAGCGAGGUUGCGGACCCGUAUGGUCUUUUUAUCAGCCGCUUGAAAGAAGAGCGACCUGACUUGCUCGAGGCGGGGCUUAGGCAGUUGGCUGAAAAGAAACGCCGUUGGGAUUCCGUGGUGGGCGAUGACGAGAGCUCUGGAGACCAACCGCAAAAGAAGAACACGGGGUUUAGCUUUGGGUUCGGGUUCGGAGAUGAAGACGAUGAGAUACCUUAG